This is a messenger RNA of Meloidogyne enterolobii, 1686 nucleotides long. The record is from the annotation of a GenBank genome assembly. Lineage: Eukaryota; Metazoa; Nematoda; Chromadorea; Rhabditida; Meloidogynidae.
AUGUCGUUUUUUAAUAAAGAAAAUUUUCAAAAACUUGGAAGAGCCGCUAGCGUCCUAAAUUCAGGCAUUCAAGCAGUUACAGCCGCCCAACAAGUCUACCAGGCCGUUAACGGAACGGGGACGCAAAAUGGGACGACUAAUCAACAACUCCAACCUUCCCAAAGAGAAAUUACUUUUGUCCAGCCAAAUGCUGCUGAGAAGGGGGAUAAAAAUAAAAGUUUGUUUGGAGAGUUUAAUGAAGAGUUUCUCAAAAAGAAUAUUUCUUUAAUUAAUCAACAUCGUCCUUCUGAUGGUUCUACUCCGCUAAUUUGUGCUGUUUUGCGAAAAUGCCUGGAUUCUGUUGUUUUGCUUUUAUCUAAUGGGGCUUCUGUAAACGCUACCGAUUCAAAAGGAAAUACAGCUUUGCAUUAUGCAGAUUCACCUCUAAUUGUAAAAGCAUUAAUUAUUUUCAGAGCCGAUUUGAAUAUUAAAAAUAAAGCUGGAAAUGAUUGUUUUUCUGGUAGAAAAAGGCAGGAAAUUACUCAAAUUUUAUUAAAAGCCAAACUUUGGGAUGAACUAAAAAUUAUUGAAAAUGCAUCAACCACAACUUCCUCUUCACUUCAAACAAAAAUAAAUGAACAUAAACAACAAAUAGCCAUUCAAUAUCAAUUUAGAAAAGAUUUAGAAGACAAAAAACGAUCCCUUAGAUUGUUGUCUUUGGAUGGGGGAGGGAUUAAAGGGCUUGUACUUAUUCAGAUAUUGAUGGAAUUGGAAGAUAUUUGUGGAAAUACUGAAAAUUUUGUGACAAAAAAUUUUGAUUGGAUUGCUGGGACGAGUACUGGAGCGAUUUUGGCCCUAGCAUUGGCAGACGGAUAUAAACCAAUACAAUGUUUACGUCUCUACUUGCGAUUAAAAGAUGAAAUUUUUCUAACUCGUUCAAAUCCUUUGGUGCCUUAUCCUGAUGAAAAAAUUGAAAAAUUCUUGAAAGAAAAUUUUGGAGAAACUCGGAAAAUGGCUAAUAUUAAGAAUGAAAAAUUGAAAGUUUUUGUUACAGCAACAAAAGCAGAUCAAAUUCCUAUAAAAAUGAUACUUUAUCGAAGCUAUGAUACUCCGUUGAAAAAACCAAUAGAUCCUUUACCUCAAAAUGUAAAUAUUUGGAAAGCUGCUAGAUGCUCUAGUGCCGCUCCAACCUUUUUUAGUAGCGUAAAUGGAGUUAUGGAUGGAGGCCUAAUGGCAAACAAUCCUGGAGUUACAUUACUUUUGGAAGUUUUUAAAAAUAUUGAUUUUCAAGCAUUGAGUGACAAAAAUGAAAACCCUCCUCCCGAUUUGGCUUUUAUGCUUUCCCUAGGUACAGGAAAAAGCCCCGAAGUCGCUGUACCAAUACCAGAAUUUUCUCCUGAAUUGGGAUUGCAAGGGAUAAUUCAAACAGUGCAGUCACUUAAUAAUUUGAAGUCAAUACUUGUUGAACAGUUAUCAACUUCUGACGGUCAAGUGGUGGAAAUAGCUCGUUAUAUGUCACAUACUCGUCGUGUCCCAUAUUUCCGUCUUACGCCUUCAUUAAAUACAGAUAUUCAGUUGGACACUGUGGACAAUACUUUGCUUAUUGAAAUGCUUUGGACUACCAAGGAAUAUAUAAGAGAAAAAUGCUCAACUGAUGUCUUGUCUUUGUUGGAACUUUUUUCUGCAUUUAAUAGAGGCAACGAAUAA